Messenger RNA from Acaromyces ingoldii, 1383 nucleotides. RefSeq names its product putative IDH2-isocitrate dehydrogenase subunit 2, mitochondrial. Gene Ontology annotation, cellular component: mitochondrion. NCBI's taxonomy places the organism in Eukaryota, Fungi, Basidiomycota, Exobasidiomycetes, Exobasidiales, Cryptobasidiaceae. The record is from RefSeq and is a predicted model, not a curated record. Gene Ontology annotation, molecular function: NAD binding; isocitrate dehydrogenase (NAD+) activity; magnesium ion binding. Bases 116 to 1276 code for a protein of 386 amino acids. Gene Ontology annotation, biological process: isocitrate metabolic process; tricarboxylic acid cycle. The transcript is spliced from 5 exons.
ACAUCGUUGCAAGCCCAGACCUGAACUUUUGCGCCUCGAUAUUCGUCUUCCACUCCCUCGACCGGUGCCACCCGCUCUCUGAAGAAGUCUGUCCUGCUCGCUCGCCCCGACAACCAUGAUUACACCCCUUUCGUCGACGAUGAGGACGGCUUCGGGUCGAGGCCUCGCCACGAGGGCCUUCAGCACGUCGCCCGUCGCCAGGCUGGCCAUGCCCGUCACCAAUGCGCCUACUUCGGCCUACGCGAAGGAGAAGGGCGCCAACGGCAAGUACCUCGUCACGCUCAUUCCCGGUGACGGUAUUGGUCCUGAGGUGUCAAACAGUGUCAAGGAGAUCUACCGAGCGGCCAACGUGCCCAUCGAGUGGGAGGAGGUCAACGUGACGCCCACGAUCAAGAACGGCAAGCAAGUCAUUCCCGAGGAGAGCGUCGUCAGCAUCAAGAAGAACACCAUUGCGCUCAAGGGUCCGCUCGCUACGCCCAUCGGAAAGGGCCACGUCUCGCUGAACCUGACGCUGCGAAGGACUUUCUCUCUCUUCGCAAACGUGCGACCUUGCCGCUCGAUUGCUGGCUACCAGACGCCCUACGACAACGUUGACACGGUUCUGAUCCGAGAAAACACCGAGGGAGAGUACAGCGGCAUUGAGCACGAGGUCGUCGAUGGUGUCGUGCAGAGCAUCAAGCUCAUCACUCUCGAGGCCAGUGAGCGUGUCGCCCGGUAUGCCUUCCACCACGCCGAGCAGAAUGGAAGGAACAAGGUCACGGCUGUCCACAAGGCCAACAUCAUGAAGAUGUCGGACGGCAUGUUCCUCCACGCCUGCCGUCAGGUGGCAAAGGAAUACCCGCACAUCGAGUACGACGAGGACCUCCUUGACCGAGCCUGCCUGCGCAUCGUCCAAGACCCUGCUCCCUACGCGGACCGCGUCAUGGUGAUGCCAAACCUGUACGGUGACAUCCUGUCCGACAUGUGCGCCGGCCUCAUUGGUGGUCUCGGUCUCACGCCUUCAGGCAACAUCGGAAAGGACGCCUCCCUCUUUGAGGCCGUCCACGGUACCGCGCCAGCCAUUGCCGGCAAGGACAUGGCCAACCCUACCGCCCUCCUCCUCUCGAGCAUCAUGAUGCUUCGCCACAUGUCGCUCUUUGAGCACGCCGACAAGAUCGAAUCGGGUGUCUUCAGCGCCAUCGCCGCUGGCGAGCGAACAGGUGACCUGGGUGGUGACUUGGGCACCAAGGCCUUCACCGAGUCCAUCAUCAAGAGAUUGGGUCAGAGCCCCAAGUAAGCUCAUAUGUAGGAAGCUUCUCAUGUGCUUUACGAUAGAUGGAAGAAAUUCAAAUUAUUACCAGCGUCACCAUCGAAUAGUGUCCGUCUUCACCAGUAGCAGAAAGC